GGCCAAUUAAAAGUCGGAUUGUGCCACACGGUCAUAUUGUGCGUUUUGAGGGUUUAAAGGAAGUUUUGUUGUAAAUGAAUUUUUAACGCAUAGUUACCUACAUUAAAUUGGCAAAUACAGCUUUUAUUUGUAUUUUUUUUAAGAUACCUGUCUCUUUUAAGGUGUCUAUUGAGUAAGUCGACCGCGAGCAUAAUGCUGCGCGUGUAAUGGGCACCGCCACGCACACCUCUCGCGCAGCUCGAAGCACCCCACAUACUCGCGCGACAUCAAUAACAAUGGCAAACCGUAUGUGUGUUUUGGUAGAAGACCUGUGUUUGAAGCUGGAUGUUAUGAAAGCUUAGUCGCCGUGUUUUAGGACUCGUUUCAUUUAACAUUUCGAUUUCUGUUCGUCCAGAGAGAGAGGAGCUCUCGUUUAUCGGUAUAGUUUCCAUCCUCACAUAUUUUGUUGAAAAUGUGCGAGGCGCUGUUGGCAAGCUCACACAGUCUGUGCAUGUGUGUCCCUGCUGCUUUUCUGCUGCUGGGCUACAGCUACUAACCUAGCUGCUGCUGCUGCUGCUGCUUUUUCACUCGGUGGUUAGCUAACGUUAGCCUAACCGCGUUUAUUGACUUCAGGGGGAAAACAUCCGCGAAUGUAAAGCGUGCGUCUUUAAUCGUGUUCGUGACAGCCGCUCUUAACUAUUCCUCAAUCUUUCCUGUCGGGUUAUUACAAAAGUGUUGUAUGAUUUGUCGCAGAAAAUACUUUGCUGGCUAGCUAACAGGCUAGCUAUUUGUGUGUAUUCUUCGACUGAGAAAACGGCGAGUUUUCUUUGAAAGUAUGGAUGACCAGACCAGGAUGAUGACGGGUCUCACCGGACUCGGUGGACUACCACAAGGCGAUGUCGGCGACCCAGACUCGGUUAGGAAACAGCAAUCCCUCGGUCAGCCUCAACAAGACAUAGGGGAUAUCCUACAGCAAAUAAUGGCCAUCACCGACGAAAGCCUGGACGAAGCACAGGCCAGGUAAGGCAGGCAGGCGAAGAGCCAUUUUCCACAAGAAGGCUAAGCUAUAGUGUGCAUUGUAUUCAUCUGAUUUUGCUUAAGGAGUGGAGCUUUUCGCAGAAAUACUGGUGUAUGGUUUCCAUUAUUUCCAACAUUGUGUUCAUAACUGUUGCGCUGUAAUUCACUCCCACUAAAAAACAACAACUGUAUUUUGACAGAAUAACAAACGCAUGACACCACUCUUGUUGCAUUAGUUUCAGAUGAGGUUCUUUGUUGCUAAAAAGCCAAAAGUACGCCUUUUAAGUGAGGAAAUGUACUCUUUAUUGAAAGUAUCCCAAUCUUAAGAAGGUUUAUCUUUGACUGGUUUUGUUGAAAGUUUCAUCUAACUGUGUAAAAAAUGUCAGCAUUAAUGACAUGCAUCUAACAACUUGCUGAGUACAAGAGCUAUUUUCGCGGAGCAAAGGUUAUCUGGGUUGAAAAACAAAGUAGUUCAACGAGGAUAGAGCUUUUUAUAGUAUAAAAUCUUGUGUGAAAGAUACGUAUCUUAUGAUUUUUAUUCCUCUAUGUCCCACAAAGUUGGCAAACUUCCUUUUUGAACUGAUUUGUAAAGCUACCAAGAACCUCCCCAAAGAUAUACAAUGAACUUAAAGAGAUUAUUGCAUGGUUUAUAUGGAAAAACUAAUAACAUUGUCUUUAAAGCUUCUGAAUAGUUCCUAAAUAUGUAAACUGGAUUUGCAUUAUUUCAAUAGGAUGUAACGGACAUGGUGCUACACCUCAAAUAUGAGUCAAUAACACUAGUCAUUGAUAUGUAAAUUAGGGUGAAAUUAAAGAAGAUGACUCAAUUGAAGAGUAUCUGUGGUGACAGCAGUCAUUAAUAUAUUGGACUCUUCAUGUAUGAUCAUGUUUGAGUUUUUUUUUUUUCUUCUAAUAUAUAUAUAUAUAUAUAUAUAAAUAUUGUUGGGAGUGUGCCCUGUAGUGAGCAACUGAGUCGCACUCACUUGCCAUGUGGCUAAAGGAGCAUAAGGUCAGUUUCAGAAGGAGCGUCAGUAUUAUAACAAUAGACAACCGUCCACUGCAAGACUGUGGCCACAGUGUGAUGUGUCAUUAGCUAGUGAUUUUCCACCCAACAUUUGACCACCUGGUUCUCUUAAUUAAUUCACUCCUCUUUCACUCCCUCCCUCCCUGGUGUUCAUCCUUUUCAUUGUGUGCUGGGUGCAAUCAAUUCUCCUAUAAUGUGUACGCGAGUGCAGCUGUCCGCAAAUCGAGUUUCUAUUAAUGAGAUAGUGGUGAGGGGGAGGGAUGAUGCUACACCCGCAGCCUAUGAAUACUGGGAUAUUACCAUUUCUUUGGUACAGUUUGAGGACUUAAUUAGGAUUUAUUUGAUUGAGUGUUUUUGGUUUUGAGUAGUCUUGUGAAAGUUAUCAUUUUUUCUUUUAGGGCUAAAGAACCAGACUGUAUUGUAUGAUCUGUGCUGAAUUUUCAGUUAAGGUUGUACCAGCGUGAAUGCAAGCCAUUUGAAUCAAAAAGCCAAAUAUAGUCAAAUUAUGUAGCAUGCUUUAUAUCAGCUGAUAACAGGCUAAUACGUAGGUGUGGCUACUUUAACUGUGAGUUGUUUAAGUUGACAUACGUGUUUAUUGACUCUCAAGUAAGGCAACCCUACCAAAAAGUAAUAGCAGUUUUCAUGGCACAACUCAUUUGUGGAAGAGUAUUCGGGGAAUGUAAAUCUUAAUCCUUGAUGCUGUAGGAAGGAUGAUCAAUAAAGAUCAUGUUGAUAAAACCUUCACCCAUUUUCAACAGUACUUAUUGAGUAUUAGCUGAUCCACCACCUAGUAUUGAGAUGUUAUCUGUUUGCAUAUUGCCUACAAGGUUCAAGUUAGGUCAAAGGUUGAACCAUUACUAGAUUUCAGGUCUGUUUACAGUUAGAAAUAGGUUAGCAAUACAAGUAAUUUCAACAAAGUCUAGUCUUUAUCAACAUCAUGCCCAACUCUGAUCAUCAUCUUCAAACCCUCAGAUGGAUAUCAUGUGCAAAUUGACAUGUGAGGUGUGUUGCAUGAGCAUAACACCCUUGUUGGUAAGGGUGGCAGUGUGUUGGGAUGGGGAGUGGCCAGGGCAGCGCAAGAACUCGGUGCUGCAGAGUACACUUCCUGCGCACCAUCCGCCCUCAUCCUCUCACCCUGUCGCCAUAUGUUCAGAUGCUGGCCAGAGGAAUCGCCGGCGCAUUGGGGUGGAUCAGACGACCCCACAGAGGGAGGGAAAGCAGGGGGGGGCAUGGCAGGGGGUGGCCUGCCACUCAACUUCCAGCACAGGUCAGUACAGGACCGCAUGAGCACCUCCUUCUCCCCCUCCUGCUCAUUCCCUCCAUGCUGAUGGCAGCCCUCCCCCAACUCAAAUCCAGCAGUGAUAGAAUUGGUGAACAAAAUUACUCAUUAAAUCUUAGACACAUUAGUCUGAACUACAUUCUGCCCCAUUAUUCUCACAGAAAGGCAGUCUUCAGGAUACAUUAAGUAUUCAUACUAUUUGGUAGCCCCCUCAUUUCUACUGCUGUGGACAUUCACAACUGGAAUUGCUGUUGAGGUCAGGCAUAGCCAAAUCAUAUUCAUCUGUGGUUGUUUUUUAAUGUGCAUUUGGCAAUGUCUUUGAGAUGCUUUAUUUCAGGGGAUGUCCAGGUUGCUCUUGUUUCAUGAUUUUCAAAUUCAUGCUCAAAACAGAGGCUUCAUGAUGGUUUUGUGUCAAUUGUCACUUAGCUUUAUCAAAUAUGUUUCCUAAAUCUGUACUGAAUUUGCGUUUCUGAAACCUGUUUUGUAAUAAAUGAUGCACACUCAUUUUAAAAAUUUCACGUUACACAACAAAUGUCUUUUAUUCUGUGUUAAAAAUAUGUGAAGAGGUCAGAUAUCCAUACAAGAAAAUUAUAUACAGCACUAGCAGUGCGAUUAUGGCGCUUGAAGGAGUUUCUUAGCUAUGUCUAUACACUGACAUAUCUUGUGUGUUUGGUCAUGUUGGUUUGCAAAAUGUACCUCAUUUGUUGAAAAAGAAAUCUGUAAUUCUCCGUCCUUGAGUACUAAUGCACCCCCUUAUUUUGAAAAUGUAUGUUAUCACAGUUCCUAAGUAGAAGUCAGUCAUUCAGGGUCCCAUUUUCACACAUUACGUGUACAUGAAAGCUUUUUGGGUUGCAGGAGAAAACAUUUGAAUCAGAAGUGAAAAAUGUUGGUGCUGUGGUGUUUUUAUCAGAAUCAGAAUAUUUAUCCCUUGGGGGAAUUUCGGUCAUUACAGUAUUACACUUGCUCUUGAAAAGAAGGAGAAUAGUAAAAGGAGUGAAUAAGAAUAAAUAAGAAAUUGCAAUGGUGAAGAAUAUUAGAAAAAAAGCUAUUUUCGAAGCGCAGAGUUUAAAAAAUAAGUUUUGUACAAGCAUAGAGUAGGAAGAGUGUACAAAACCAGUUUGCAGCAUAGGAUAUUGAGUAUUAUAAAGUAUUGAAUGCAGUAAACUUUAAGUUAUUUAAGGAAAUCAAGAAUUUCUGAAAGUAAUUUUAAAGUAACCCUCCUGACCAGCUCACUAUGUUUUUCCGUAUUGUAUGAAAAAUUGACAGCUGUGUAUUAAUUGUAUAGGCUGCUGCUCGGUGAUCAUGACCUUGAGGUUUGGCAUCAUUACCUGUCCCAUAGUACAGCGCAUCCAAAUGACAACAUUGCUCUGGCUAGUUCAGACUGAUGCUUCAGGGAUGUUUUUUGUGCUGACAAAGGCAUUUUGCUAUUGACGAUGCCUUUUAAACAACACGGCUCUGGCUAUGUUGCACUGAACUCUUGAAAUACUGUAUGCACAACACAUACAGCUUCUCUACCUGUUGUGAAGGUGGGGGACAUGGAAUGACUUCAGAUAGAGGUCUGUGUUUAUUGUAAUCUUCCACGCUCUCCCUUUCUUAUUCCCUCUUCUCUCUUACAGGAAGCAUGCCUUGAACUGUCACAGAAUGAAGCCAGCCCUCUUCAGCGUUCUCUGUGAGAUCAAAGAGAAGACAGGUGAGUUUCUUCUUCACUCGGUCUUUUGUAUUCUCCAGUUUGCACAGCAUCUAACCUAGUGUUGUUGAGAAGUAGUGUGUCUUUAAUUCAGUUUCCCUGACACUUUUUUUUAGUUUUCUCAGUCUCAAAAGAGAAUUCAGUUGAUUUUAUAUUGAUGGCGCGUGAUGAAAAAUUAAUCUAGUUGAAUGUUCGGUGCGAGUAAUGGAUUUGGGAUUAUUCCAAAUAUACACCACUGUGUUUUGUCUUGGCCAAGUUAUUGCAGCAACUUAAACUGUUUCUGGCCACUGUCCAGACGUCACACUGGCACUGCUAAAACUGAAUUUAGCAUAUUGGUGUAUUUUAAUCUUGAGUUUUAACUUUCUGCAGGACAAACCAACAGUCCUCUGCCCAUAUUUAUAUUUUUUAGGUUUUAGUUCAAGCACAACCUGGUGUACAUGAAGGGAAAAACAUAUUCGCUUGCUAUGACAGUUUAUUUCUGUCAUUGGUGGAGAUAAAAAAAAAAAACUACAAAAUUAUGCUACCAGAACUAUAUUUUACUUGAUUCAAGCAGAGGAAUAAAAUCCUUCUGACAUGAAUGUGUUGGGGCCUCAUCCUCCAAUUCACUUAUUAUCGAAUAAUAUGUUUGAUUUGUUUUUCCAUUAAUAACUUAGUAGUAACUUCCCCAAAGAAUAGAAAACAUGUCAACUGUAUUUUGACAGUUCUAGACCAGAUGUCUUGAGGUUGUUUAAUCAUAAAAAUCAGAGGUCCAGAAUGAAAGAAAUACAGUAAAAUCCCAAAACUACUAAUAGGGUCAGUACUACCACAAGCUGUUUUGAGUUUAUCCUACAGAAAAUUCAUGCACAGCAGCUGACUGAGAGCACUAGAUAUAGGAAACCCCUCAUAGGCUAUUGCUGUAUAGUUUAACUGAUACCCUACUUCAGUACUAAAGGCUGUUCUGCCCUCACACAGUGCUAAAAAAUACAUAUUCGUACAUUCACUCUGGAAAAAUUCUAGAAAAUUCCCAGAGCUUUGCCCCCAUUAUUGACCUUAUUUCACUGUUCACACAUGCCCCCACACAGUGCAAAGUCUUCCCUGUUAGACAGAGACCAUGGGGGGGGAUCUCAAGGGACAGUAAUAGCAUCAAAUAGACUCUAGGGUAGUCCCACUCAUAAACUUUUACAUUCUUUCCCUAGCUCGAAACAACAGAAUUGUUUUAAUUUCUUAUUCUGUUUAUUUUUUCGUCAGUCCCUCCACAGCUGUGUUAUUUAUUAUUGUCAAUUAACUUAUAUUUUAAUAAGUUUGUACAGAGUCAUACACUUUGACUACAGCCCUUGCUUUUAUGACAAUACUGCAAGUAAUAGAAAAUAUCCACAGUAUCAUACUGGAGAGGAGCGGUAAGCAUAAGGCAGUCUCGGUAUCUUUCGUUGUCAUUUUUAUUUCAUUACAUGUUGCCUUUUUUGAGUUUACACUGGUGUUCUAGAUAGUGUUCCCUAUUAAAAUGUGUUAGCAAGUGGCUCUGCUCAUGCACUAGCCAUGAUCCACAGAGUAGAAGACGAGGAUGCGGUAAAAAUUGAGUAUCAUAUCUCUCUUUUUGCUGAAGGAUUUUUUUCACUUUCAUUUUUUAGACUGUUUUACAAGUUUUACACAAGUGCACCUGUGUGCAAAACUGUAGAACUGCAACAGCUAGAAUGUGCCUAUAUGACAAUUUGUAUGCAGGGAAUUUUCCUGAAGAUUUCCUGCUGUGUUCUCACAUUAGCUCACUCUGAUUUUUCUCUGAAAUUAUACUCAGGAGCUGGCAGGAAAUAUUUAUGCUGGGGUUGUGGUAUAACACUCGACUGUUUUGGUUCACACAUGCAGCUCGGCUGAAUAAGAUUCUGCUUGUCUGGAGAGGGCUUUAGCAGAGGCCAAUUCUGUUGGGAGAAUUAAUUUCUGAGAAAUUUAGUGUGUUGUCUUCUGCAAAACACAAUCUAGAAAGCAGAAUAUAUCUCGCCACUUCCUAAACUGUACUGGAAGUAAAGAAAUAACUAUCAGAUGUAAAUUAUUGUGAAUACAUCAGGAUGUUCUUGUUCAAAACAACUACUCCAAGUACACAUACUGGUUUUCUCCUGCUGUUAGCGAUUUGAGUCAGCUAUCUGACAUAUUCCAGUACGGCUCAAAGGUGCAGGCCUGGGAUGGAUGACAGAUUUAUGGUUAUGGUAAUGUAAAUGGGAUGCAUUUCUUAUCUCCUCCUUUUGCCAUUCCUUCUGUGUUCUUGUCCUUUCUUUGUGCGUUUCCCUCUUACACUUGCUGUGUGUGCCUCCUAAUAGCAAACCUCUCUUGUUCAAACACAAUUUGAAAAUGCUGCACUGCUGCCUGUUGUGGCCCUCUGUCAAUAAUGUAUUAUUGCUCUCCAGUGAUUGGACCAAAGUAAAGGCUAGGCUUGAGUGAGUGGGGCAGGGUACACUGUUUCCCAGGCAACCAGUGGUCUUAUUUACCCUAAUGCCAUUCACUUUGAUUUUCACAUUUAGUCCCCCAGUAAACCAGAGAGAGGGUCUAUGGGUACUCAUACAUACAGUAAGUUAAACAGAGACAAGGCGUGGAGGCUGGUUAACAAUACAUCUAUACAUUAAGUGAAUAUGCCAGCCAUGUGAUAAAAAGAUCUUUGCCUGGAGUCUGCUGGCCAUCUGCCACACAGUGCCCCCCUAACUACACUGUGUACCUGCUUAGGCAUUUUCUCUGCUACUCCAUCAGACCCCCUGCAGGCCCCAUUAUGUGCCUGUGGAAUUUGAAUUGACUUCUCUUCAGUGCAGCUUGUAGAAGACCCAAUCUGUAGUCCUCUAGUAUCUCCACAGAUUUUCUGCAGUCUUUUUUUUUUUCCGCUAACAAACAUGUACUUGUGUCGGCACUCCGCCAUACACACUCUCUUUUUUUAAGACGUGCACGCGCGCACACACACACACACACGCACACACGGCGAACAAGGAUAAAAGCUAACCCAGGCUUGGGUCUACUCCUACUGCCUCGGUCUUGUCCUCUCCCCCUCCCUCCUGAUGCCUCGCUCCCAUUCUUGAAAGAGAAGACUUGCUCUGAACUCAGGGCUUUGAUAUGGUAAUGUAAUGGUGGUGGAGGAGGGGAGGUGGGGGCAUGGGGGAUGGGUGGUGAAUUCCUCUGAGUGCUGCAGUUCGUUAGAUUGUUUUCAUUGUAAAGGAAAUGUUCUGCACUAAUGCCAGUACCCCUCUCCUUCCACCACCUUAAAACACCCGGUUUUUCAACGCUGCAUAAACUGUCCUUAGCGCUCAUUUUAAACAUCGCAACCAUCUGCUUGAAAUUCAAAACUUCUUAAUACUGGAGAUAGUGUACAGAAAAAAAAUGAAGCACUUGGAGAGAGAUUGGAAAUGAUCAAAGUUGAGAGCUGGUGGCUUUGCUUCAACUCAGUUCUGUUCUCCCUCACUCUCAUGGGUAUUUGCUGUAAAAAUAGCUCUUGGUGCAAUGGGACAGCUUAUGCCAAAAUCUCUCACAAGCCACUGCAGUUAUCUCUGAUUUUUUAUUUUUUUCAAAUGUAGUUUAGUUAUGUUUGAGGUGUUUCUCCUCCUUAUUUAAAUGCAUCUCCUGUUCUUCACACACAGCAACAGGGAAUGUGUCACUCACUCUGUUUUGAAUCAGUGUUGUUCAAGCCUGGAUGUCACUUGUUUAUUUUUUGAGAGAGUAAAUGAAUACAAAAGAAAAUAGAAGUGAAGUGUUUCUCCUAUUCAAGAGAAAGUAAAGUGUGUCGCAAGUCUGUCCCUCUUCUUGGUGAAGUUAACACCAUAACACUUACCGGUGUCACCUCCCACCUUGGUAAGUUGUCAAAAACAACAACUUCAGUUGGAUUGUAACACUCGUAGGAAUAGAGGCAAACUGGCUAUCACCCUACCUAGAUACUGAGGUUACUGGCUCUGUGUUGCCUGUUACUGUCAAAGACUAUUGCCAUCUAUGUUAUGACCAGGAGUGUGUCUGGGGCAAUAGUGAUUACUCUCUGCCUUCAAAUAGUGCAAUUCUUUUCUGUAUAUUGUGAUUAUCACCUGAGUUGAUAAAAUCUGAUAUUUGUCUUGAUUAUUUGAAUGACACAGGAACGAUUUGAUUGAAAUCUUGUUGGAGUCCUACAGUUUUCUCUAUUUGACUGUGAUCUUCCACCCAUAUUGUGUUAAAAUUUUAUUUUCAUACCACCCACUAGCAGCAGAGACAAACCAGUUUGUUUGCACAGCAGCCAGCAGUGAAACUAAUCCUGACAUUGUUUUAUUUACAAGGUGGAUGAAUGGUGAGAAUGCAAACUCAUGUUGUUGCAUCACCAGUUUUUGCUGUAUUUCAUUGACAAAAUUUUAGUGCAAAAAGGGGCAUUUUUUAAAUCUAGACUAGUGUGUUUUAUCUUUUACCUUUUAUGGAUUUCAACUGUCCUGAGGAAGGAUGUCAACAUGAAUCUCUGUUUUCGGUGGCACUUGUUUGGCUUCAUGGUGUUUUGGUAGCCUCUGAAUCAGUGAAAUACAAUACCCUGAUUGAGUGGUUGAACAUUGUGUGUCAUUUUCACUAAGCAAUACUGAUCAGGUGAUAUCAUACGUUGUUGGAGUUUUUUGAUUGAUAAAAUGAAGCAGUAGCUGGAAUUAAAUGAACAUUUGAUCAAAUAGAUACAGACAGAAAAUGUGCAGUAACAUCUUACCACAAGGGAUAUCUUGAUAUCUGCCCAGCCAUGUUAAAUAAUAUACAUGGUAAAAGUCACAAAACAAAAAUAUCUUGUAUAACAUAAUAUUCAAAUCACACAACAGUCUUACAUACCUAGAUUUCCAAACCAGCAUCAGAAUUAAGAUUAAACUGCAUUAUUCUGUACACCAUAAUAGAAUUUAUUUUACACACUAGCCAGGAACUGUGUUAGAUUUGACAUGCUGUCAUUAACCGUGGGGAGAACAUGUUAUCAUUUAGUGAAGACAAUAGUGACAUGGGCGUUAUGAAUAAAGGCAUCAGCUGAUUCCCAUCGAUUCAAAAUGCCAUUAAAUGGUCCUCCUUUAAACUGGCGAUGCCAUUUGACUGCACUUGUUUUCUCUCGUGAAGCAGACAAUUGCAAACCCCUAUCUACUGUGUUAGAGUAUGACAGUUUGUGAUAACAUUAACUGUUCUUUGGAUCUACUGUGUGAUAAUAACAAUAAAUGAUAAAAUACUCUAUGAUCACCUGGUAGUUUGUUGGAUUAACUCAAAUUGUGCAUCGCUGAAAGUUUUCCCUUUAUACUUGCUUUAUCAUCACGCUUGAGUUUCUCAUCAGCUCACCAAAAAAUCUUUUGGUGAUGCUGGUUGGUGGUUGUCCUGCCACUCAAUCUUUUUUUUCUCCACCCUGCUCCCUUCCAGAGGAGAAUGAAAAAAAGAUAGUGUCUGUGUGUGUGUGUGUCGGGGGUGGGGAUGUGGGGUGCAGGAGUGAUACAGGGAGAUUGAUGAGGCAGUAAGAGCAGGAGUAAUUACUCGGUGUCCAUUCCCCAAGCCAGAUUGGCAGACGGCUAAUAUCACACAGACCCCUGGCCCUGACAGACACCAAUGCCCCCCCACCCCCCAACUCAAACUGUGGAGGCAGAAGACCCCAACCUUCAGCUUAGGCCUAAUGGUGUGUGGGCUAACUGAUUUCCCCAUGUGGUAUUAUCCCGCAGGAACCUAGGUACUACAGAAACUGCUGUCUGGGGUGUUUUUUUUCCAGAUGAAAUGCAGAGGAAUUGUUCAACUUGCUGCAGUAUGGUUUUGUCCAUCAUUCACCAGGUGUGAUGACCUGAUUAUUUCUGUGGUCCAAGAGCUGUUUCAUGUGGACAACAAAGUUUUUCUUUGAAGUCUCGAGUGCUGACAUGCAUUCAUAGCAAGAAUUGUCAGAAAGAAGUGGUGGUUACCUCAGCAUGAUUGUGCUUUCUGGGUUUUUUUAGUCUAAUCAAAAAGUGUCUAAUCAGAAAGUCUCUUGGAAGAAGGGAGCAGACCCUGAGUUGUUGUGAGCCAAGCUUUUGCCCCUCUGCUUCAAAGAUGAAAGUAGAGUUUUGGUAGUUUAGUUAACAUUGAAAGAAAUCAAUCAUUUGUUUCGGUCAGAUUUUGUCAAUCUUUCAAACAAGGUGUCAUGCAAAACUAAAUGACACUCAGAACAUAGACUCAAACAUAGUAGAUACACUAAUACACCACCAGUUCAAAGCCAAGAACAAGGAAAAUCCUGAGUGACCCCUCAGUGUUGGCCAUGGAUCAUGCUAAGGGCAAACUCUUACCUUUUCAUCCUAUGAGCCGUCCCUCUCAGCAUGUUGAUGCCUUUCACACUGUUUUUAGGCUUUUGCUUCUAAAGGAAGCCAGCAUCUCCUUAAUUAAAGAUAUGUAAAUGUGGUCUCAGCUGGAUUGCAUUAGUUUGGUGGCAGUGGGUUGGAAGAGUGUCGGAGCCGAGCUCCUAAUCCUGACUAAUUAAGGAUUAAUUACAAUUGAUGGGAGCCUUCCACCCCUCUGCAGCAGUGCACAUUGCUGUCUCAGACAGUAUGUUUGUAUAUUUCACAUCAUGUAAUAAAUGCAGGGGAGAGAUGGCAACAUGAGAAAUGGCUGAGGAGGGGUUCCUAGCCUCCCUGAGAUUAGCAGAAUGCUUAAGGUCAUUACAGAUAGAGAAAGAUGCACACUCCCUCUUCAGGUUGUGAUGCCCAACAUCAGUAUAGAUGGGAAAUCAAAACAUUGCUGAGUAAUUUAGAGUAACAUUUACAGAGGAAUGUUUUAUUUAAUGUUAUUGAUAAUUGUGUUAUAGCCACCGGGUUAGCACAGUCAAAUAAAAGUCCCCUGAUGUCCUCAGUACAUUGACGUCAUUCCUUACUAUCAGUUAACGCUAACCCAGUAUAUAAUACCUGUUUGGACAGAUCAUGGAACAUCAGCUCUUUCUGGCAACAUCUGACGGUGUCAUAAUGCUUGUUCACUUGUUAUAAAUGGGCACUGCUCUUCUGAUCUAUCGCUUAAUUGCCACCUAAUUUGCAUAACAGUGCAAAUUAACGACCUCUCAAAUGAGCGUUCAUUUUUCACAAAGUCUUUAGGAGCUCCUUAAGAGUCUGUGCUAAUGAGCACAGGAGGCAGCUGGCCUGAUGAGAGUUGACUGGGGGAAGAUCCUAGCAGAGCUUUAACAAGCCUCCUGCUUAGGUGCUCUUUGUCAUCUUCCUUUUCCUCUGGUGACAUUCGGGAUCUUUCCUCUGCUUCCACAUCCGUUUUUUGUGUGCCCAACUGUUCUUUUCUGAGGAUAUGACGUUAAAUAUUCAAUCAGGAACCCCAUUGUGCUCAAUAAAACCUUUUAGACACCGUAGUUGGGCAAUUGAGCCUUAAUUGAUUUUGCUGGAAAAAAACUUUAUUGCUCUGUGAGCCAAAAUGGAAAAAAAAACACUGUGGUUUAUGAUUGUAGGCCAGUGAAAUGUUCCCAAUAAAAAAGCACUCAGAUUUCGUUUCCCAGGUAGGUUUUUAACCUGUAACCUCCUCACGUCUCCCUGCCUACUCUUUUCUGUCAUUUUUUUGCCAAAGUAGAUGCAGGCAGAUAAAACUAAUACUGACAAAUAGUUCAUUGAAAUAUCACUUCAUCUAAGUUCUACCUAAAUUAAUGAACUUGCAAAACGUAUUAGCAAGUGUGUCAAACACGUGUAUAAAUUAAGAGCAUUUAACAAUAGUUACAUAUCCUAUUUUUACCAUUUCCCUCUUAGAGUGCCAACACAAGUUGAUCCUAACCAUGUGGGAGUGUGUCACAAUGUAUUUGUCCGUAAGCGAUCAAACGGGUUAUAUUUAGUCAUCACUGGGGUGUCUGAGCCUCUUUUAGUUAAUUAAAGACUGAUUAAUGAUGUGUUGGGCUGAGGUGUUGCAUUUGCCCAAGGUGUGAGUUCUCCAAUUCACACCUUAAUAAGACAACACUGUGUUUAUUCUACUGUGUCUGUGUGUGUGUGUUUGUGUGUGUGUGUUUGUUUAUUUGUUGGUUUGUGUCAGAGUGGGGGGCUGCGUGCAACAGGACUCUGAACAACCCAAACAGAUGCUGAUUAGCUUGAGCUGCUUAAAGCAGGAAUGGACAUAUGGAUUAAACUCAUUAAGUUGACUGUACUCAACCAAAAUACUCUUUUAGAGGGAUGGGGGUACAUACUUAAAAGUUGACUUUUAGUGUUUAUUAACCCUUUCCUCAUGUCCAUAUGGCAAAAAGCACAUUAGAGCAAAGCUUCAUUUUUCAUGCAGUGACUCCAGAGAACUCAAAGCUACAUUUUUCACCUUAUACCUCUUUUAGCCUUUUUUUUUGCUUUAUAUAUAAGACCAAAUGGAAAUACUGGAGGCACGGAGGAGAUUGUGAAAGUUGGUUGGUAAUAGAUUGUAAGUUAGAAUAUAGUGAAUUAAAUAAUGGGCGAUCAAGGAGCGCUCUUGGACUGCCAAAGGAAAACAUAAAACACGCAAACUUUACUAGGUUGAUAUGAUGACAGUACAAUUUCCUUCCAACUGCAAAGAUUUAAAGGUCAAGACUUCAUAAAAUCUACUCAUUCCCCCUUUCUAAUGACACUUGUCACCCCUCUCUAACAACAUCCAUCACUGUGGCUUUGCACAGUGCAACUAAAGCUAAAGUUGUGUCUACACCAAGCACUUCAGUUCAGUUUGUUUGGGUAUGGCAGGCAAUCAUUGGCCUUUCCACUCUCAUAAGUACUUGGGAAAGGUACCAAAAUAGCUGAUCCAUACCAUUAAACUCUCUUAGCGCUCUCCUGUUUAGGUAUCAAGUGUCCCCAUCCAACCUUUAAAGGGUGGAGAUACACACUGCAAUGUAUUGAUUGAUUGAUUGACUUGUCGUUUUCUGUGCUAUACCUAUAUUCAUGGACAAACACAAAACAUGCCAGUUAAUCAAAACAGUUGAUUUUUGGUGAGUAAUUUCUUUUAGUAAAUAUAAUCUUCUCUUGAUAAACAGCAAUUUACCAAGAGGAAAUAAAACACAGUGCUAAUAGCAAAGCUGCUCAUGUGUAGCAUCCACAUCCGGAUUAAAAACCAAAAACAUAGUGUGUGUAUGUAUAAUAUGAGAUUAGCUGUUAUAUUAUAGGUGUGUAAUUGCUCUGUAAUAACUGGGAGUGACUUGUCUCACCAGCAGUUCAUUGUCAUGACUUAAAGAGUGGUAGAGUAAAUCUAUCAGAGUUAUAUCCAGGCUCCCAUUAAAUCGAUCUGUGCUCAGGAUUUGUAACGUUAAAUUUAGCCUGACACAAUCGUAUGUUAUCUCUACAACAGUGAAAGCUUUCACAUUAUACUUGCACGUACAUACUGAGGUUGUUCUUCAUUUUUUUCCCUGAGACCAGUAGACGUUAGCACUGAUUUGUUAUUAUGAUGGGGGUCCACUCUGGUCCACACUCCAACACAGUAGGUGUUGGAAAUGAAAGCUGAGAGCGAGUCGCCAUAAAACAGAAAAAAAGGUAGAAAAAGAAGGAUCAUGUUAGCCCUGUGCAUUGUGGGAAACAGUGAGGAGAGAGACUGGUCUGCUGCAUACUGAGUGUUUUUUCAGAAUAGGUACGACAUCCAGGUCUCUUCAGAUUUAGCUUUUGUUUACAUAGCGUAAACUACAUUUAAAAAAAAAAAACCACAGUUACUGCUUGUGAAGCAGACGGUUGCAAAUCCCUCCUAUAACAAGCUGCUGUGAUGCCACACUGUUAUGUAGCUGACAUCAUUAGCUAUCGUCAUGUUGGCCUAAACCCCUGCCUUCAAAGUACUGUGGCAAGAAAAGGGUUAUCUGUAUCAAACUGUACUGCUUAGUGCUUCCAAAAUACAGCAGUGAAAUUUACGGAAAACACUCGUGAUGUUUUGCCUAAUUUUAGCUUCGUCAGCUUUCCACUUGAGGAACCAUUUUUUAUUGAUAUGUCAGAGACUGCAGCACUUUGAAGGAAACUGAAAACUGAAUUAAACCUCAAACAUUGUAGAGGUAUUGCCAUGUUCAUGAUUACUGUUGUAACUUUUUAAAUAAAUAUAUAUAUUAUACAUUAACAUAUAUUUUUAAUGCAAAUCCUCGUUCGUCUUCCAUGAUCUUUGUUUGAAUAUGGUUAGUUUGUAUAGAAGGAAAAGCAGGGGUCACAAUCCUACCCCUCCAGAAUUUACUAAAGUUUUGUAUCUUUGUCUCUCACCCUCUUACCCUCUCUCUCUCUCUCUCUCUCUCUCACUCCUUCUGUCUCUUCUCCUCUCUGAAAAACACAUCUUUCCCUGUCCUUUUUUCAAUUCUCCUUGGUUCUCCUUCUACCUCCUCUUUCUCUUUCACUCUCUUCGUACCUUUUUCCCCCCUGUUUUUUUCCCUUUUCUCUCCUUCUCUCUCCCGCUCCCUUGCUCUCUCCCAGUGAAAGGCUGAGAAUACCCAAGGGAGCUGAUGCAAUUAAAAUGCUAAUCCUGUCUGUCUACAGAGAGAGGGAGAGGGGGGGCUGACAGCAUGAGGGAUUGCGGCUCACAUGGAGAACUCGACUGAAAUGGAGAACAGAGGGAGGGGGGGUGCACUGGGGUAGGUGGGUGGGGGUGAGCUGAAAGGGAGAAGGGGGAGGGGAUGUGUGUUGGGGGAGACAGAGUGAAAAAGGGGAUGCUAGGGAGGGAAAAGACAGACAAGGAUAGAGCUUGUGUUGUGAGCUGAGCAAUGAUAUACUGACUGCGUUUAAGUCUCAUCUAUUCCAAUGUGUGAAAGGCAUUAUACUUAAUGUACAGCACUACACCACUGGUUAGGCUGUUCAACCUUACCUUCACUACUUCAUAUAUUGUAUGUUGUGUCUGCACAGCCCACUGUUUCCACAUUGGCUGUGCAGAAAUGAGAAUGAUUAUGUAUGCAGUGAAAGCCCAGCUGGAUACCCUGAAUAUUUCAUAGUAUGUGUUGCUUGCUCCGUCUCUCAAUGCCACACAUCGGAGUUAGGGUGGUAACGUGUGCAUAAUGGUGUGAUUUCCAAGAGCCGUAGAUGGAGGCAGUGGGUCUUAAGCUGUCUUGCUGUUUUAAAAAAAAAACAAAAAAACAGGAAUUUAAGUAUCAUUACUUACGGCACUUUGAGUUUUAGUCUCUUGGUAACAGAACCAGCCCAGCGGCAAAGUCAGGAGCCAGUUGAUCAAAAGGCUUACUGCCGAGCUUGUGGGGCAAAACAACCAGCCAAACACCUCUCACACCUGUAUGUUUUUUUUUUCGCUUUUUCUCGUAAUUCCAGUUUUUUGGAUUUUCGUUUUUGAAUCCAUCUUUUUGGGCCUUAUCCGCGCUAUAUCUUAACUCAUCUCAACAGCUGCUGUAACAUUACUAGGCCUCUAGACUGUGCUUUAGCGCAAUUGUGGGUAAUCGCGGCUUAAUUGGAGUAAUUAGGGGAAUGUAGGGGUAUUAGGCUACAGCUGGGGGCCAUAAUGAGGAGUGGGGGGCAAAAGGGAGGGGGAAGAGGUGAGAAGCUUCAAGAGCCACAGUUGCCCUCUUCAUUGUAGGUCAGUUGUACUUCUCAGUGAAUGGUCAGUGAGUAUCAACCCCGCAGUCAGCUGUUUACAAUCAGAGAUGUUUGUAACGGGAAGGUCUACGGACUCUAAACAGCCGCAGAGUGAAUAGGAAGUGUUCUAAUCAUGUAGAUUCAACAGGUACAACAUACGUCUGUACUUUUAUCAACAAACAAGCCAAAGCAUAUGCGGAUAGGAAGCGCUGAGAUUGUUAGAGAAUGACUGAAAAGAAAGAACAAGAGGAGGGAAUGAGAUGGGGCGAAUCAGGGUCAUUAGUUCAGGCGGCUGGGUCUGCUGCAUUCCUGAGCCCUGAGAUGGGGGAGCAGCAGAGCAGGAAUGUGCCUUGGAGAGAGAAGAGACCUAAGUAGAGGGAAAGAAAAAGACAAGAAGGAACAAGAAAAAAAAAAAAAGAGAGAGAGGGGGUUCUUUGCAUAGAGAGGCCCGAAAUGGUGUAACAGAUUCAUUUAUCAGCCGAAGUUCGAAAAAAGAAAAGUCUCAUCCGCUUUCAGGUGCUCGGAAACUUUAGGCAAAAUGUUUUUGUCUAAGUUUUUUUUUUUCACAUCUGUUAGUCCUGCUCGACUGCCGGCCCAUUUGUUAGCGCUGGCUGCACGGUGUCAGCAAACUUGUUUUUCAGGAGAACUUUCUGCAGGGAACCUUUUAACCAAACAUAAUGAUUCAUAAAAUUACAUCAGUUUAGCAGUAACCCUGAAUGAGUUCACGCACCCCCUAACCUUUGAAGACGAGCUUUGACGAACAAGCAUAAUCCCUUAGGAGGAAAAGCACCUAACCUAGUUUCCAUUGGGAUUAAUCUCGUCAUCCAUAUCGUUGGCACCUGUCUGUUACAGAACCCUGUCAGGUUUCAACACACUUUGAACGGACUUGUACCUUUUCAAGUGGUUUUAAAGAUCAACAGGUUUGUGAACGUUAAGGGUGGGAGAAAAAAUUGAUUCACAUAAGUAUCGCAAUUUUUAAAUUGAUUUUUUUUUUUCAAAUUUAGGAAUAAAUCUUGAAAACUUACUUUAAUGUGAUGUGUAUUUUCUGGGGAAAUAUGGUUCCUGGAAUAGACAAUCAAAAACUUUCAACGGUUUCACUGGUGUUGAAGAUACAGACUUAAAAUCGAGAAAAUAAACAAUAUCGUAGAAUCGCAGUUUAAAUUGAAUCAGCAUCCAAGAUAUCGUAGACAAAUCGAGUCGGGAGAAAAGCCCUAGUAAAAACAGUACUGUAUUUGGGGAUUUGAGUCAAAUGUCAUAUUUUCGGCACUUUUUACUUUCUACCAUAUCCCCCAAAAAUUGUUUAAGGCUGUUUCACAUCCUAAAGCAUUGCACAUUAAAGAGGAAAUGCUCACUUUCAAUUAUUUGUACUUAAAAACAGAUAAGGAUACCUUAUAUUCAGGCUUAUAGUCAGGCUGUAAAUGACUAGCUCAGUCAAUACAGGCAAAUGACCUUAUACAACAAGCAAUGCAUAAUGUGUACCCCAAGGCCUAUUAACUCUUCUCUCCUCCUCUUCUACUUCAUCAUAUGAUCUAACAAGGAAAACAUUAUCUCUCAUAGAUGUACUUACCACAUCUAUGACCAGAGCUGCCUUACAUCUCAAAGUCUUGAUGUGAAAUGAGGAAAAAAUGUUAUACUGUAUGCUCUAUUUAAGAGGCCACAUUUUGUUGAAGGUAGUAAAAUCAUCUCAUCAGAGUAAGUGUUACAGUUAUCUGAUAUUUAUGUGCAGAUUUUAUAGAGUUUUUAAAAUGAUUCAGUCCCUAUAAACAAAAACAACAACAUCAAAAUCUAAUUCAUUUUAAUGUCAGGCUGAUUUAAGGAGGCAGGUAAUAUUUACAAAGCGCUGAAUACAAUGCAUCUAAUAUCUAAUUCAGACUCUUGAAAGUAACUUGGUGCCUUCCAAUAAAUCAAUCGCAAGCCUGUACAAAGUGCUGCUAGAUUGAAGUGCUGCUAAAUAAAGCUAUAAGAUAUUUAACCGGCACUUAGUGUACAGACCAUAUCACCCUUAGCGGACCUGUGUGGGUGAGAUAGAGAAUAGAUUCAAAAUUGUGCUUUAAAUAUGAAAUAGCUUAAACCUGAGCUGUUAGGCUGUUUGUUAACCUCAGGUGAGGUGUAAGAUCCUUGGGCAACACCUGUCAUUUAACUUCAUAUUUCAGACUCGAGAGUAAAGGUUAAUGUGCUGUAACUGUUACUCACCACGUUUUCAUUAUCGUAACUCAGAGUAAUUAGAAGUCGUAGGGACAGCAGGUUCACUUUUUAUUAUCAUAAUCAUUAUCAUCACUGUAAUGUUUGCUUUUCUAUUGCUUGUGUGUUGUCGAGGUUUGCAACCAACAAAUAUUUAAUACUCUGUUUGUCUGGAAAUGAAAUAAUUAUAAAGUAAACAAAAUUUGUGUUAAAGUCCUUCCGAGCUCAGAGUGUAAUCUUCAGUUUUCAUUUCCUGACUAACAAUCUGAAAUUCAAAGAUUUCCUAUUUCUGUCUAUUUAAGAACAGUUCAUUUAUUUUCAAUAUUCAUGCUUUACACAGCAGGUGAUGAGGUGUGAUAUUGGGAUUGUAAUGGAAAUGUACUUCAUAUCUUAUUAUUUCGAUGUACAAAAUAUACCAAUUGUUUCUAACUAAUGCCCUCAAGAUUUUCAAUUGUGUUAGCAAGUUUCUACUCCUACUUUCUGAAGUUGAUGGAUUGAAAAGCAAACGGGUCAAGAGAAAAUUAAGUUUGGCUUUAAAAGCUCUAGGCUCUGAAGAAAAGAUGGUUGUCUGUACUUAAAACUUUUCAGUAACAGAGUGGUAUCUGAGAGGGAAUGUGUAUGUGUGAAAAAAAAAGAGAGAGAGAGAGAGAUGAGAGCAUGGCUGCAGGCUGACAGAGGUCCUAGUAUAAUGCAGUGGUGGGGAGCAGCAACUGAUAACUAUACUUAUGGCCACUGGGGCUCAUAGUGACAGCACAUGCACUCCCAUUACUGGUCCCAUGCCUCAUGCCCUUUUCUCUGGCAGUCUGCCACUAAGAGACUACACUGCCCUCUGCUGUUGGUUUUCAGGAAGUUCAGGCUCAUUGAGAAUUCACUCAGGCGCUCACAGCAAUGACUCAGGGGAGAAACUUGACUAGGUUUUGACAGGGCAGCACUUCUUUGAAUUUUAGCAGUGAUAAAGCACCUUUCUAUGCACCCCUCAAACACACUCUUUUGACCUCCUUCCUACUGGAGGGAAGAGUGUGGUCCAUUAGUUCUCAGGUACCUUUCACAACCAGCAGGUUUUGUCAGCCCAAUGAAAAGUAAUCUAGAUGAAGCAGACUAAUAAAAACAAAUUAAUUUGUGAAAAUUUAACCACUGACCAUGCCACAUUUUUUUUUCUGUGUCUUGAAUAGUGCUGAGUAUACGAGGCGUGCAGGAGGAGGACCCCCCAGAUCCCCAGAUCAUGAGGUUGGACAACAUGUUGCUCGCAGAGGGUGUGUCAGGACCGGAGAAGGGGGGAGGAUCAGCCGCUGCGGCUGCUGCUGCAGCAGCAGCAGGCGGCUCACCCACCGACAGCAGCAUCGAACACUCUGACUACAGAGCCAAGCUUGCUCAGAUUCGUCAGAUUUAUCACUCUGAGCUGGAGAAGUACGAACAGGUGUGUACCAAACUGAACAUGGAGCUUAAACAUGAUGUGAAAAUAUUUGAAAAUAUGGGCCACUCUGGUUUUAAAAAAAAGAAAAGAUGUGAACUGUUGACCCUACAGAUUUAAUCACAGGGUUCCAUAACAUAAAAAUGUUGGUAUUCCAGAAGUAUUGUCAGUACUUUCAUCAGUUGCUGUAGCUUGUUUGAAGAGCACACUUGCGCAAGUUUAUCAAACACGUCACGGGCCGAUUGCAGUCUACAGAUAACAUUCAAUGAAAUCAAAUAGGUCCCAGCAGAUUGUUUUCUUAAGAAGUGUUUUGAUUUAAAAAAAAGCUCUUCUGACUUUGCUAAACAGGCUAAAUGACUACAAUGAGAUUCUGCAUGGAUGUUAACUGUAUGUUUUCUUCUUUAUCACUGUCCUCAUAUCUAUGACUUUAAUAGAAAACUGUACUCUCUUGCAACUUCAGAUCUUGUGCUCUUUAUAUCGUUCGCAGGUUCAAGUGUGUCGAGCAUCCCCUUUAACACUGCUCAAAAUGUUUUUAAUGCGAAUAUGAUGAAAGUCAGGUUAUCUGUAUAAUUAAAAAAUCCAUUUGUCUAAUGGUCUCAGAACUCUGUGGUUUCAUGAGUCAAUAAAAAAUUUGUUCAAAGGACGAAAAACAUAUGAAGUGCUCAAUGAGAGGAUUGAAAAUCUCAUACUGAUUCUUUGUACUUUCAUAAAUGCUGAGGUAAAAAAGGGGAAAAAAUGUAAAUUUAGAGAUACUAUAGAUGCUAUACUUGAGACUCCUGCUGGAGAGAUUUUAAAAAUGUCACAAAAAAUGCAUCCAAAUAAAUUAUGUACUAGAGUUUCAAAAUAAUUUGUCUUUCAUCACAGGAUUGUUGUAAGGGUUAAAAACAUUGAAUUAUUCUGUAAUUGGAAGUUUUUCACUCUAGAUAUUAUUCUCUCCUGAGUGGAAAUUGUUGUGAAACAGUUUUUCUGUCAAUGGAUUUUGGCAUUCAGCUCCUUAAUGUCAGCUAUUUUUUACUGUCAUACUGAUUGAGGUUUAGAAACCACGCUUUGCACUGUUUUAUAUUGAAAGACUACAAUUAACUCUCACCCCAGAUAUAGGUUUAAAUAUUUCUGUAAAGGUAACUCAUCGAGAUGGAAAGCUGAGGCGUCAAUGUCAUCAUCAGAACUGUGUCCUCAAACCGGACAGUAUCUUUGCUCGGAUAUAUAUUUUUACAGCAGCACUUAUCUCCUUCCUUUCUUUCUCUCCAUGGACCAGGCCUGCAGUGAGUUCACCAACCAUGUAAUGAACCUGCUGAGAGAGCAGUCUCGCACACGACCCAUCUCUCCCAAGGAGAUCGAGCGCAUGGUUGCCAUCAUCCACCGCAAGUUCAGUUCGAUCCAGAUGCAGCUCAAACAGAGUACCUGCGAAGCCGUCAUGAUCCUGCGCUCACGCUUCCUCGAUGCCAGGUGUGUGUUGGUGUUGUGUGUAAUGUGACUUGGUUGUACUCGGAGCGAAUUGACGUCACAUUCCAAGAGUUGUGGUGAUCAUUCCCUCGCUGUUUUUCAGACGAAAGAGACGCAACUUCAACAAGCAAGCCACAGAGGUGCUGAACGAGUAUUUCUACUCCCACCUGUCUAACCCCUACCCAAGUGAGGAAGCCAAGGAGGAACUGGCCAAAAAGUGUGGAAUCACUGUCUCUCAGGUGAGUUUACAGCCCUCCAGUUUUGUUACGGGCUCUUUAAGUUAAAGUACACGGAUGAUGACUUUGCUGAGGGUGAUAAUAUUUUGAUUAAUAUAAUCAGAAUUACAUAUCUGUGUCUGGAGUCUCAGAAUCAACUGUACAACGUGCAUUUAAAGGGCUAAUUUUAUGUGAGCAUGUAUUUGUGUCUGUGAAGAUUAGAAAUAGAGAAGUUUGCCAUGUUGAACGCCUUUUUAGCUGAAGGGGUUUUAAUAUAACUCCACGAAUGAAAUUCAUCCAUUUCAAUAUCUGACAUUUAUCUGUCCCUCAGGUCUCUAAUUGGUUUGGCAACAAGAGAAUACGCUACAAGAAGAACAUUGGUAAGUUCCAGGAGGAGGCGAACCUCUACGCGGUUAAAACAGCGGUGGAUGCUGCUAACGUGUCUGCGCAGGCUAGCCAGGCUAACUCUCCAGCAACACCCAACUCAGGUAACACAUCCUCCAAUACAUUUACCUAAAAGAUUUUUCAUUUUUUAAAUAUCAACAUACAGUACUGAACAGGUUAAAUCACACUGACAAUAGAACAGCUGACUACGUAAUAUAAAGGGAAGAGCGCCAUUAAUCUUGUAACUUGUCUUUUAGCCAACUGUUGCACUAUGAUUAGAAUAAUUAGUGGGGGUGGGAAUCACUAGUGGCUCCACGACACAAUAUUAUUGCAAUACUUGGGCCAUGAUACAAUAUUAUCAGGAUACUUGGGCCACAAUGCAAUAUUAUCAGGAUACUUGGGCCAUGAUACAAUAUUAUCACGAUACCUGGAAAAUGAUACAAUGUUAUUACAAUACUUGGGCCAUGAUACGAUAUUAUUGUGAGUUUUAACAUUUUGCAAUACAGUAAGUUUUGCGAUACAAUCUAUUGCGAUUUGUACAAUUUCUUCAACUCUUUAGCUAAUUUAACAUUUGUCUUUCCUUUAUCGAUACUUGGUAAAGGAGACGAUGUAUCACCAUACAAAAUAUCGUGAUACUAUGCUGUAUUGAUUUUUUUUCUCCCACCCCUAAUAAUUAGUUUUCGUUUUUGAAAAAUAUGUAACAUCCUUUAAGAGAAAUUCAUACAGACCUUUUCAGGAUUUGUUUAAAGAUGUGGCUUUGUUGUUUUACACUGUGAAAACCUGUGAUUGUAUUGUGUGUCUUAUUCAUAACUUUAUCUCUGCGUUCUGUAUCCAUGUAUGAAAAUUUUCUAAAUCCCUAUCACUUAAUGACAUGUAAGGUUUCCAAAUACUGUCACCGUCAAGAUACUUAUGGGUUUCAAAGUGCUCACUGUCUGUUUCUAUUUAAAUCAACUUCCUAUUAUCUUUCUUUUCUUUAUGCACAGUGUGAAAACAGCUUCUGUGCUUCACUAUAGUCAGAUAGUGCCCCCUACCUGCUGCAAGAAAAACAUGAGGGCUUUGGAAACUAAAAAGUAUCAGAUAUCUUGGCCUGAUUAAAGUCCUGUCCAUGAUCUUCACAAAAGGACGGCACACCCAUAAAAACUAAAUCAACUUUGAAAUAUUUAUUCCGAGUAAACUGUCCGAGUAUAUUUCUUCCAAUCAGUGUUCAUAAACAGAAGUGACCCCCUGACCUCAUGACACUGGUGGAGCUGAUUAGAUAUUGGCUAUAUAUUACCUGCAGGGUCACCGGGGUCAUUCAGUUUGUCUCACACAGGCGACGUCUACCUUGGCCUGCGUUCACUCAACGGGGAGGGUCUCACCAUCGCCCCCUCUCUACAGCAGCAGGUAUGCGCUGAGGGCAACUAUAGUUAUGUUGACCUCAAUGCUGUAAAACGUAGCCACCCAGAAUCCCCGUAUAGGUCCUCUUAGCCUUUAGACCUCCACCUUUCCUCAGAUCCCGUCCUGAUUUUACCUCUGAUCCUGUCAACUCCUCCCCAAACACACAGACAAGCUGACCCUUUGUUUUGUACAGUGACCCCCGAGGAGCCUAUGGAUUCACUCAAGAGGAAUUGUGCCAGGUUUUUUAAGGCCAUUUAGUUUUGUGUUGAUGCAUAUUAAUCUAUAGUUGCUUACACAGCACUAUUUCUUCAGGAGGAUAGACACCCUGGACUAGAUUUGGAGCAUCUGGGCUUUUCUUAUUACUCUGUGGUUGACUGCUGUUCUAAUCUGGGGAUUGACAGACACCCUCGAAAUAGAGGCUCAGAUUUCCUCACUGGCUUUGUGUUGUUCCUCCACCUCUCAACGGCACCAAUCUUGUUAAAUCCAUGGUUUCCCAGGCCUUCAAGAUUCCUCCCCUUACCCCUCUAUAUGUUCUCCUCAAUGUGUAGACUUACAGGAAUCCCCUCAAAGUGAAGUGACAUGUUCUUGUUAUUGUCUUCUGUCAGUAUCACAUAAAAAAGUUUACGAUAAAUUGUCUGUGGGCUCAGUUUCUGUUUUCCUUUUACUGAAAACUAUAGCAGAAGUGGUUUGGUGAGCCGCAUUGUUCUAGUUCGGACCUAAAAUACAAAGUCGUGGUUUGUGGACAUGAUCACUUCUCUGUUUUAAAAGACAAGAAAAAAACAGUUUGUCCAUCUAGAUGCUUUGCAGAAGUUUGUGCUGAUUUUUGGAUGUCUUCUUUUUGUUGAACAGGUGGAUACCCUGCACCGUGCUACACACCUGACGGGCGGCUAUGAGGAGCUGUCAGGUAGUGGCCUCUACACCCCUCAUCGCCUGGAUGUAAGUACCAACUUAAAGGGGUAUCCCGGCGUAAAAUAAUGUAGGGUCAAACACACCAUAACAUCGAGUUAGACACCCCCUGGAGAGAUGAAUGUUGCCGACCACUUACUUCUCUAGUUAUACCAACUUUGGAAACAUCCGCACGAUAGCAAUACACAGUGGUCUGAGGAGCCAUCAACAAAUGUCAACCAAAACGCUACUCUAUAGCCACAAAUAAUGCUCAGAACAGCACCUAACUUCAUCAACAGUACAUAAAGGGUCCGAGCCACCAAACAUCUUUUUAACUUUGCUUGAUUUCUUUAGCAAAGAGACUUAAAAAACCUCACCUACUCUCUUCCAGCAGCCGCUUGUUUGUAGCGAGACCUCAGGCCAGUCCGUUACGGACUGCUGCUGGGUGACGCAGCUCAAGGAAGAACAUUUAUGAUCAUUACUUUAUCAUUUCCAUGAAGUAAUAAUCACCAUAUUAACCAUGUUGCACUUCAGACGUGGUAGUUCUUCUGCCUUAGCGUCUCGGUCUGACUGCAUUACCAUGAAGAAAUGAUCAUAAAUGUUCUUCCUUGAGCUGCGUCACCCCACAGCAGUCCGUAAUAAUCAUAAUAAAUAGCAGUCCGAGGUCUCGCUACAAACAAGCAGCUGCUGGAAGAGAGUAGGUGAGGUUUUUUUUAGUCUCUUUGCUAAAGAAAUUAGGCAAAGCUAAAAAGAUGUUUGGUGGCUAUUACUCUGGCCCUACAUGUACUGUUGAUGAAGUUAGGUGCUGUUCUGAGCAUUAUUCGUGGCUAUACAGUGGCGUUUUGGUUGAAGUUUGUUUAUGGCUCCUCAGACCGCUGUGUAUUGCUAUCCUGCAGUCGUUACUAAAGUUGGUAUAACAAGAGAAGCAAGCGGUCGGCAACAUUCAUCUCUCAAGGGGGUGUCUAACUCUGUGUUACGGUGUGUUUGACCCUAAAUUAAUUUUACGGCAGAAUAUCCCUCUAAGGCUUAUACAAGUAUAAAUCGUUAAAUAUUGGUAUUCAGCAUCAGUAGAAAAAUCUCACUCUCUCUCCUCUGUUUGUCUGCAGGCUAACAGCUGGCAGGACACCACCAACCCCAACUCUGUCACCUCUCCUCCCGGUCCUCCUGGCAGCGUUCACUCUGACACCUCCAACUGAUUGGUGGCUCUCACUGCCAUGACUCCAUUCCUACUGUGGUCUGGGUUGACUACCACCACCCCUCCUGUCCUCAUUGUCACUAUUUCCACGUCUCUCUCUCAACUAGGCAGCCACACAAGGCCAUACCACCAUUCCAUAAAAACACAGACUGUGCUGGAACACAGGGCAGCCGAAUAACACUCAGAAGAUAUUCAGCCUCCACCUCACAGCUCCAACGUCAGUGCUAGAAGCUCCUCAACUCAGAAUAAAAGAGGGACGGAGCAGGUUGAUGCCGAGACAGAUAGAAAACAUUUUUAACAUCAAGUACUUUUUUCAGAACCACUGACCCAGCUGUGUAGAUGAUCAUAAUGUCUGUACAUUAUGUGUAUAUGCACGAUAACUUCACACAGUAAUCACACAGCUUCUCAUGUGCUGUUGACCUCUGCACUCGACCCUUUGCUUUGGAAAACUGUGUGUGAUUGCCUGUAUCUCUUGAAGCCUUGGCGUUUGAUAGCCAAACUGUUGAUACGGAUCACCAGGGAGCUCUGCUCACCUUUGCUCGUACCAAAGUGCUACCCCAGUGGUUGUCAACACAUCUGUAUCUUCAAGAUCAACUUUCCCCCCUAUUCAGCACCAGACGCUAUUUUAUCUUCCAGUCCUUAUAGCUCGAUGUCUCACUCUGUUGGGAGAUUUUGAAGAGAAUAGUCGAGAUUUCAUAACACACACCCGAAACUUCUCAGUGGUUUUCAAAGCAGGCUGACAUGAAAGAUGUGUCAAGCACAACAGUUAGCAUCCUUGUUAUGGGUGUGUCUACCUGUUAAAGGUAGUACAGGGGAUCACUGUUCUUAAACCAGACAGGAUAGCUGAUAAUAGGGCUGGUGGAAAGAGGAGGAAUCUGCAGGAAGAAGAAUAUCUUUGGUUGAGUGGCUGUAACAAUAGCCCCUUUUCGUUGCUAACCAAUAGAGGGUGUCGGUAGAUGGCUCGUAGACUUAACUUCUUGCUUUCUGUCCACUAGUUUAUUUGAUUGUAGGCUAUUUUCUAAUGCUGUUUCACCAAGAAUGCACCAGCCACCACCAAAAAUGAGCUCAAUAAAGCAUCUAAAUAACUUUGGGAAGAAUAGGGUGGAAUGAUUGUGGGGCAUUGAUGUGUUAUUGGGGCAAACGUAAUAUGAAUAUAGAUACGUGACUGUCUUCCAUGCAUGUAGGACUUCUAGGCGUGAUAUUAUUUUCAUCUAACCUUCCAAGUUUUUAGCUUCUUCUUUUUUUUUCACAAAAAAAUAAAGGGUAUAAUUAUUACAGUCAGACCAAAAAGGAAAAAGUGCAUCAUUUAUUGCUAUGAUGUGUGUGUCUCUGUGUGGGCGUGUGUACAGUGUUCAUGGGAUGUCCUAGUCAACCUGGCUGGUGCCCUCUGACCUUCGUAAGCAUUAUUAAGACUGGGUGCUUCCACCAGCCGAUGAUACACCAGGUGGGAUUCAACGCAGAUCGCCUCCCUAUGUUGAAACAUUUAAGCUUGUGAGCCCAAGGCAACACACUACAACCUUCUGUUGUAUCAAAACCAAAAAUACCACGUUCAGCAAUGUAAUAAUGCUACUCUAUGUCUCUCUGAAGUUGGUGCACAGCCACAUUUUCAGCUGAGGAGAGGAGGGAAUUAUAUUUGUAUCUGUGUCUCUGUAUGGUGUUGUCAUGCCCCGAGUUGAUUUGAUUUAAGGGUUUUCUUUUUGUUGUUGUGGGGCGUCAAGGGAGGGUGGGUGGAGUGAGAACUCAUAUCAUAUCUGCAAUUUGAUUUUGAGUAUCGAAGGUAUGCUCUCCCUUUUUAUUCAUCCUUUUAUAUCUUCUGGUAAAACGUGACGAUUUUUUGUUUUUGUUCUUUGGCCGAUUGGGCAAGGGCUUCUCUCUCCUCUGUUACCAAAAAAAGAGGCAGCACUGGGUGAUGUAAAGCUUGUGUUUGAGACAAACCUGCAACAUUUUUGGGGGAUUUUCAUUCUUUGGAACUAUUUUAUACAUUAACCGUUAUGUGAAUAACAAAGCAUUUUGAUAGUAAGGUAAAGCCUUAUAAAAAUCUAAGUGUCAGUCAAAACUUUGUUGAACAUGUUACAGAACAAAACUUGAGCUUGUAAGCUGGUCAUAUGUGCUAUCACACAUCUAAUUACCUGUUUUGUUACUCAUGCAGUUCAUACGAGUGUAUCUUAUGAAUAACACCACACCAAAUUAUCAUCCUUUCCCCUUUUCUACCUGUUGUAAUGGAUGUCACUGUACAGUUUGUGUAAUGUUUCAGUAUUUUUUUUUUCUUUUAUAAAUUUUGAUGUUUGGUUGAGAUGCCAGUUUUAUUUGGCCUCUGUGUCACAGAAUUCAUAAUAACUAUCAAUUUUGAAUAUUAUUUAGGUCUUUUGUUACAUAACCUGGAGGCGAUGAAGGGUUUACAGGUGUGUCGUUUGGUGCUGUGGAACGAUAACUCUGUUAUUUAGGUUCUUUUGUGGACACCUGACAUAUUUUGCUCCUUUUGUUUCUAUACAUCCCCUUUCAGUUUCGCUCACUGUCAGUAGCACUCUCUCACAAAACACUGUGCUGUUUGUGCUUGAGUUCACACUAAAUCUUUGAAACCUGCGCAUAUUAUUCAACGUGAUGAGAAAAGCAGUGACUGCAGGUUGAGCGCACUGCUUUAUGAUAGUUGACCCUCCCGAAAUACUGUCAGAAUGUACAAGCAUCGCAUUUGCAAACACUGAGGGGAAGUUAGUCAGACGAAUCUUAUUUAAGCUCCUCUGACACGCGAUAGGCUGAUCCUGCAGAAGAUAAGGAUGAAGCUAACAUCUAAAUGCCUGAACACCAGAGUGAGGAGGAUAUGUUUUAAAUGUUUAAGGUUUGAAACACAAAAUUUGAGUUUUUCUGUUGAUUAUGCGUCGAUCUUUCUUCCACAGCACCAAACGGCUUCCUAAACCUUUUUGAUUUUUUUAUUAGUAUAUUUGUAUCUUCCCUCUUUCCCUUGUAUUUACCCCUCUCUCUACCUCUGUCUUUCCAUUUCUCUUGUAUAUAACCCCCACUGUUUUCAGACUUGUGAGUCUGUAUGAACUCCUUUUAUACCUCAACUUUAGAAUUGUUCUAGAAAGAGUAAAACAAAAGGAAGAAUAUGAUAAAUUGUAGUGUUCUUAUUAGAAAAUUAAUAAAAUGAUUUAGUGUGAUUUUUUUCAGUAUUUGAGUUCAGAUUUUAGAAGUGUUUCAUUUUAUAAUUUGUCACAAAUGCUCUUGUGAUAGUCAAAUGUAAUAAAAGGAGAGAUUGCACCAUCUGAUGAUUAA
Xyrichtys novacula (pearly razorfish) is the source of this 28740-nucleotide messenger RNA. NCBI's taxonomy places the organism in Eukaryota, Metazoa, Chordata, Actinopteri, Labriformes, Labridae. The record is from the annotation of a GenBank genome assembly.